CCACUCCACAGCCCAAAACAAAAGAACCAAACAAUGGCGAUGGCCUCCCUUCGCUCCCAAAUCCACCGCCUCCCUUCCCUCUCCAAGUCCCUAAUCUCCAGAUCCUCCGCCACCGCCGCCGCCGCCGCCCCAUCCUCCUCCAGGAAAGUCUCCGACCGCAUCGUCAAGCUCUUCGCGAUCGACUUCGACGGCCGGAAGCGCGAGAUAGUGGGGCUCUCCGGCCAAACCCUCCUGAAAGCCCUAGCCAACAGCGGCCUGAUCGAGCCGGCCUCCCACCGCCUCGAAGACAUCGACGCCUGCUCCUCCGAGUGCGAGGUCAACAUCGCUCAGGAGUGGUUCGAUAAGCUGCCGCCGCGGACCUACGACGAGGAGUACUUGCUCAAGAAGUACGCUAGGGCUAGGGUUCUCAACAAGCACUCCAGGCUCGGAUGCCAGAUCGUCCUCACCAAUGAGCUCCAAGGUAUGGUGGUCGCGAUCCCCGAGCCCAAACCCUGGGACAUUCCGUAAGAUUUUUUGGUUGAAUUGAAAUGGAGACUAGGGCUUUAUUGUGGUGCUUUUGGAUAUAAUAAUGUGCUCGCUGCUAGCUCUGGUGGCUUUUUUUGAACCAGCUUUUUAUGUUGUGGCAUAAUGUGCUUGAUUCUGUGUAAGAGAAUUGCCGUUCAAUUUCAUGAUUCGGUUAUCAUGUUUAAUUGUUUUCUCUAGUAAGAGAAAUGCUGUUCGAUUUCA
Molecule: messenger RNA, 726 nt
Organism: Rosa rugosa (rugosa rose)
Lineage: Eukaryota; Viridiplantae; Streptophyta; Magnoliopsida; Rosales; Rosaceae
Exons: 1
Coding region: 34-507 (157 amino acids)
Biological process (GO): P450-containing electron transport chain
Cellular component (GO): mitochondrion
Molecular function (GO): 2 iron, 2 sulfur cluster binding
Source: RefSeq, a predicted model, not a curated record